This is a messenger RNA of Juglans regia (Persian walnut), 893 nucleotides long. RefSeq names its product ankyrin repeat-containing protein NPR4-like. Bases 54 to 893 code for a protein of 279 amino acids. Lineage: Eukaryota; Viridiplantae; Streptophyta; Magnoliopsida; Fagales; Juglandaceae. The transcript is spliced from 3 exons. The record is from RefSeq and is a predicted model, not a curated record.
AAAACAGAGAGGUUUUGUACUGGGUCCGAGAUGGCGAAAGAAGAAACGUACUUAUGUCUGCUGUCCGACAUCGACAGGCUAAAAUCUUUGGAAUAAUAUACGGUUUAAGAGAGACGAAAGCUACAUUACUAUCAGCUCGAGAUCAUCUCGGCAAUAACAUAUUACAUGUAGCUGGGACGUUAACAGAAUUCUCUCCGCCUGAUCACAUCACAGGUACUGCAGCUUUGAAGAUGCAAAGAGAAUUACAGUGGUUCAAGGGGGUGGAGAAGUUGUGCAAUCCCAUGUAUAGGAACGAAAGAAACUUCGCCGGUUUGACUCCUGAACAAGUGUUCACGCAGACCCACAAAAAGUUGAUUGAAGAGGGAGAGCGAUGGACGAAGGACACGGCAAGUUCUUGUACAGUGGAGGUGGAGAGCCUUUGCAAUCCAACGAUUACAACCUUUAUGAACGCAGAUGGUUUGACUCCUAGACAAUUGUUUACAAAGACCCACAAGGACUUGAUGAAAGAAGGAGAGCGAUGGAUGAAGGACACAUCAACUUCUUGUACGGUAGUAGGUGCUCUCAUUAUCACUAUUAUGUUUGUAGCAGUAUUUACGGUUCCAAGUGGUAAUAACCAAGAUACAGGCUUGCCAAUAUUCGUACAUGAUAACUUGUUUAAGAUCUUUAUAAUAACUGAUUCCCUGUCGCUUUUUUCUUCCUCGGCUUCAGUAUUGAUGUUUUUGGCGAUCCUCACAUCACGAUACGUUGAAGAAGAUUUUCUCAAAUCCUUGCCUAAAAGAAUGAUAAUAGGCAUUUGCACCAUCUUCUUCUCUAUUGCAACUAUGAUGAUAGCCUUUUCUACUGCUCUUGUAUACUUAGAGUUUGUACCUAGUGUUACUAAAAAAAAAUCAUAA